GCACGACACGUGUAUCCCACAAGACGGCACGCGCAUCCCAUUCUCCCCGUAAAUCCCUCCGAAGUGCCAAUCCACUUCUCCGACGAUAGCACAGAGACUGUUUUCAACCCAAAAGUCUGCGUCUUCCUGGACUUUACAGAGCUUUUUUGAAUGAAGGUGUUUCAGUUCGGAUAACUAUUAAGGGGGCGGGAUACUAGGGUUAGGGCUUUCGGCUGGAUGCAAUUUCGUACCGGGGAAUGCAGAUGGCUGCGGCGCAUCAAAGGUCAGUGUAUCUCACCGCCCUAUCUCAGGAGAUCGAGAGGAAACUCCAAAAGGCGCUGAACUCUCCGUCCCAAAGGCUUCAACUGUUGCAGCAACUGUUUGCCGAUAUAGCGCUAGAGAUUGAUGACCGAGCAAGAGAAAUAAUUCUUAGCAAGGAUGAAGAUAAAGUCACUGAUGCAGAUGAAAUUACUGAAAGCCGCUUAUGCUUUUAUGAUGUUAUGGCAAAUCAUUUUGUCAUUAAGCCUGAAAAUGGGCAGCGCAUUCUCAAUUUGAUUGUUCUAUUAUGGAGCCAAUCUUUUGCUUCGCAUAUAUUUUCCCUUCUUUUCCAUAAAUGGUUAUUUGAAAUUCCUAUUGAAAAUCCUGAAGCUCUCUUGAGAUAUGGUUCUGCUCUUGUUCAAGGUGCUACUAAUGUCUUCUGGUAUGCAAUUUUAUUUUAUAUUUUCUUUUUUCAGCAUGUAUGGCAGGUUUGCCUUGUAUUGGGAAACUAUGUUUUGAGCCUCAACGCUCGUCGAGAUCUGUUUAAUCUUCUUUCAAGAUUUUUAUUCUUUUACAACUUCGAUCACUUGCUUGAAAGAUUCUUGAAACAUUUUCCUAUCUUUACGAAUGCAUUUCUGAUUGGUGGUCCUGUCGAUGUUUUUGUGAUCGAGCUUACUGAUCAGGUACAGAAGGUUGAGCCAGUACUUCUGCACUACCUCUCCAGUUUGAGAGCCCUCCAAGGUAUUGAAUUGAGAAUGACUACGAGUACGAGACUGAAGGCCUGUCUUUACAGUUUUACGUCGCCCGGAGGGCCUAUGUAUCCUACACGAGCUGUUCGCCAUGCAGCCUGGGAUUCUUUGGAUCUUUUAUUUCCCGUUGGGCAAUAUCCAAGGCAUGUUAUUAGCCUUUUCUUCAGGCUGCUUUAUCCCUGGUAUUGGCCAUCCUCCUGCUGGAACUUCAUCAAAGUGUGUAUAACAACCAUCAUCCACUCUCUACUUAGACUGCUCUUUUCAAGUUGGGAAAGAAUCACCAAAUCAACGAAUGAUUGAACCCCCAAAUAUAUUCAUCCCCAUGCUCUGUUUUCGUGGGACUUAGAAUGAAGAAGUUAUGAAUACGAGCUGAUAUGCACGUGCGUGUUUGCGUGUUUGCGUGUGUGCGUGUGUGAUUAUUUGUUGUUCUUGAAUUAGUACAUAUUUGAUGAUUGGGAUGUUGAAUUGUGCUUGUUCUUUGGGAGAUUGCGAUGUAUGAGAUUAAAUGUAAUGGUUAGAUCAGGGUUUAUGAAGCACAUACAAAGAUGCAGGCAUCACAAAGGGCAUGUAACAUUUGUUAUGCUUGUUCUUUUGGAGGUUGCGAACUACGGGAAUAAUUGUAAUGGUUAGAUUAAUGUUUAUGACGCACAGAAAGAAACAUGUAUGAGCGUCACACGAGCAUGAAGAAAAGUUAGAUGUGGCAUAAUCCUACACAGUGAG
Messenger RNA from Phalaenopsis equestris, 1706 nucleotides. RefSeq lists its product as uncharacterized. The transcript is spliced from 10 exons. NCBI's taxonomy places the organism in Eukaryota, Viridiplantae, Streptophyta, Magnoliopsida, Asparagales, Orchidaceae. The record is from RefSeq and is a predicted model, not a curated record. The coding region runs from base 237 to 1286 and encodes 349 amino acids.